UUCUCGCGCAGAAGAAGUAAAAAGAGAAGUGUUGAGCUAAUCCUACACGGAGCAGACUUAAAAUCACAUCAUCCGAAGAAGAGGAGGAGGAGGAGGCGGAGAGUCACGAGACUGAAAUGGCGAAGAAGCUUCCGGGAGAACAAGGGGGGGCCGCAACGUGGGGGUCGAUAAGAUGGAGUUUCCACUCCCUAAUGGCUCUUCUAAUCACCGCCCUCAUGCUGGCCGUUACAUACCUUCCCAGGAAAGCAGAGAUGCCAUCCUCGAACGAGACCAGUAGGGUGGCACCAAAGUAUGGCAGAGUGGGAAGGGCGAGGCAGGAAGGAGAGUGUGAUCUUUUCUCCGGCAGGUGGGUUUACGACAACGUCUCGUAUCCUUUAUACAAGGAGAAGGAAUGCCAGUUCAUAUCUGAAAUGACGUGCGAGAAGUACGGGAGGAAGGACCUUAGCUAUCAGAACUGGAGGUGGCAGCCUCAUGAUUGUGAUCUCCCUAGGUUCAAUGCCAUAGCAUUGCUGGAGAGGUUGAGAAAUAAGAGGAUGGUGUUCGUUGGGGACUCUCUCAUCAGAGGCCAAUGGGUUUCGAUGGUCUGCUUGAUGGAUUCGGUCAUCCCUUCUGAUUCCCUCAAGUCCAGGACCUAUUACCACAAUGCCUCCCGCGUCGUUUUCAAGGCCAAGGAAUAUAACGCGUCCAUAGAGUCAUACUGGGCUCCACUACUGGUGGAAUCAAACUGCGAUGAUCCCAUAAACCACAACGCGUCCGACCCAAUAGUACGGGUGCAGGCAAUCGAGAAACAUGCCCAGCAUUGGUCCGAUGCAGACAUCCUCGUGUUCGACAACUACCUUUGGUGGAGAAGGCCCCAAAUGAAAGUCCUGUGGGGAUCGUUCAAGAGUCCUGAUGCGAUUUACAAAGAAGUGAAGAUGCCCCGUGCCUAUGAGAUGGGUAUGACCACAUGGUCCCAAUGGUUGGAAAUUCAUGUGAAUCAAUCAAAUACCGAAUUGUUCUUUGUUACCAUGUCUCCAACUCAUGAAAGGGCAGAGGACUGGGGAGGGUUCACUGGGCAAAACUGCUACCAAGAAACAGAGCUGAUCACUAAGGAGGAUUACUGGGGAAGCGGGUCCAAUCUGGCGAUGAUGCGGGUGGUAGAGACGGUCAUCAAUGAUCUGAGAGCACGGGGAGUGACUAUACAGGUCCUGAACAUCACCCAGCUCUCUGAGUACAGGAAAGAGGCCCACCCGGCGAUCCACCGGAAGCAGUAUAGGCCGCUGAAGGAGGAGCAACUGGCAAACCCGAUGAGCUAUGCCGACUGCAUGCACUGGUGCCUCCCAGGCGUGCCAGACGUGUGGAACGAGCUACUCUAUGCUCACAUCUUCAAGAAUUGGGUGCCCAAAUUAGAGAGCAGAGUUGAGAAUAAAUGAAGUCAGAGUCACUGCCCAAAUUGCAUUAUGAGGAAAGUCUUGGCGAUCUCUAAUUGGCCUAUCAGUCAAGAAAGAAGUUCAUGUUUGAUUGAUCAAAAAGAGUGUAUGUAACACUCAUUGAAUAUUUUUCCUGUAUGAAGGCCGUGCUCACACAGUGAUUGGAUGUUGAAAUCGACACCAGAAGACUGAUUUUUGCAUGCAAUUCUUUCUGAGGAUAUAAAUCUAACCACACAGCCCGUGU
Punica granatum (pomegranate) is the source of this 1653-nucleotide messenger RNA. NCBI's taxonomy places the organism in Eukaryota, Viridiplantae, Streptophyta, Magnoliopsida, Myrtales, Lythraceae. The record is from RefSeq and is a predicted model, not a curated record.